AUGACCAAGGUUGUCAGCGCAAUGCCGAGUUCAUCCAGUGCAGCAGGUGAUCCACAGCAUCUGGUCUGGGGGAGACCAGAGCUCGACAGCUUCAGCUCCAGUUCGGGAGACGAGACCUUCAGCCUUUACGAAGGCACGGAGGGCGACAGGAUUCAACCACAGCGAGCCGAAGCUUCGAGCGGGGCGCACCAGCUGUUGCACGACUGUGACACAUCCAAUCCUUCUAGCUCAACCAGCCAAACCGAAAGCUCGGAGAGCCAACACAACGACGGCAAGAAGGCUGGGCGCAUGGUGGCUUGGGGCAAGGAUCAUGUGAAGAAGUUCUAUGCGGAACUCAAAGCAGUGGCGAAGCACACUUCCCCCACCAAUAGGACCGCUUGGGACGCCACUGCGAAGAAAGUGGCAGAGCUGGCCCAGUUGCUCGAGAGCAAGGACCAGCUACUAGAAUCCGAAGCCGACGAGGAAGAUGAGGCCGACGAUUCAGAGGCCGAGAACCUUGGCGAAGGCAUGUGGUCAGUCGGGUCUGAGCACCAUGCCACAGGGCAAUGCAGGCCCUGCCAUUAUGUCUUUGCGAAAAGUGGCUGUACAAACGGCGCAGCGUGUACGUUCUGCCAUUUCCAACAUCCGAAACGGUUCCGGCCAAGACCUUGCAGGUCCAAGCGAUACAAAUGCAAACGCCUGGCAUCGGUUUUGGACAAGGUGUUUGACAACGACCCUGAUUCUUUUCAAAGUCUGGUGGAAGAGCUUAGCUCCCAAGGUGGCUACCUGAACACGGUUGUCAAGAGCAAGGUAAGAAGCCUGCAACAGCGCUCUCAGGGUCCACAACCGCUGAGCCCAGCACGUCGAGCUCUGAAACCAGGACUGCCAACGCACAGAUUGGCCGAAACACAGGGAUGCGUACCGAGAGGCGCCGGCCGCGAUGUCGAAGCAAGAGCCAGGCCAACUUGGAAAUGGCUCAGUCAUGCCCACGCAGAAGGAAAUCGAAUGGGAUGCCGUUCGAGCGAUGCUGGGGCAGGAGUCGGGCUGCGUCGCUUUCUAAAAGCUGACAGAGCUGCUGGCCCUUCUGUGCCUUCGGCAUCCCGUUGGAGCACCCCGGCGACCAAACCCACACGACCAGCACCCUGCGAUGUGCAGCUUGUUGGGCACCGAAGCGUUGAGACGGCCCAAGUCGUCGUCAACAAGCUCAAGGACAAGGGUCAUCCAUGGUACGAGAAUGUUUUUUCCGAAAUGUUAAUGUGCAUUGCAGGCGCUGCCAUGUUUCAAGUUGCCUUCCGAGGAACGCGGCGUCUGCAUCAUUAA
This is a messenger RNA of Symbiodinium sp. CCMP2592, 1299 nucleotides long. The record is from the annotation of a GenBank genome assembly. NCBI's taxonomy places the organism in Eukaryota, Dinophyceae, Suessiales, Symbiodiniaceae.